Emericellopsis atlantica is the source of this 1465-nucleotide messenger RNA. RefSeq names its product NADP-dependent oxidoreductase domain-containing protein. Gene Ontology annotation, cellular component: cytoplasm. NCBI's taxonomy places the organism in Eukaryota, Fungi, Ascomycota, Sordariomycetes, Hypocreales, Bionectriaceae. Bases 190 to 1179 code for a protein of 329 amino acids. The record is from RefSeq and is a predicted model, not a curated record. The transcript has 3 exons.
GUCGCCCACUCAUGACGCUAACUCCGAGGACAUGAUAUCAUUAACCCAGACAGGAGUCCGUUGCGCUAGUACUAUAUAUGUCGCCCUGGGAAUCUAGUAUUCAGUAAUUCGCCUGGACCAGUGCGUUUCGACCUUUCAAAAACACAUAGCUAUCCUCACCGUAGCGACAACUUCCAAUCCCACUGCAAAAUGUCUCAAGUCUCCCACAGGUCCCUCGGCCCCAUCGGGUAUGGCCUCAUGGGCCUCACAUGGCGUCCCGACCCAGUGCCCGUUUCGCAGGCGAUUGAAGCCAUGAAGCAAGCUCUCGAGUCAGGCGACAACUUGUGGAAUGGCGGAGAAUUCUACGGCACGCCCGAGUACAACUCCAUGACCCUGCUCAACAGGUACUUUACACAAUAUCCCGAGGACGCGGACAAGGUGACACUCGUCAUCAAGGGCGGCGUGGACGUCAAGACCCUUGUCCCUGACGGGUCGCCCGAGUUCAUACGCAAGUCAGUCGACAACAUCCUCGCGCAGCUUGGUGGCAAGAAGAAGCUCGACGUGUUCGGGCUGGCCAGGAGGGACAAGAGGGUGCCGCUUGCCACUACGCUGCGCGUCCUUCAGGAGGAGUACGUCGACACCGGCAAGAUUAGGGGCAUCGCCUUGUCCGAGUGCAGCGCUGAGACCAUCCACGAAGCCAGCAAGACCUGCAAGAUUGCCAUGGCCGAGGUCGAGCUCAGCAUGUUCUCCCAGGACACCCUGCACAACGGUGUCGCGGCAGCAUGUGCGCAGUACGACAUCCUUCUAAUGGCAUACUCACCCAUUGGGCGCGGUAUCCUUACCGGCCGCUUCAGGAGCGCAGAAGACGCCAAGCAUCUGGGGAUGAUCGGGUCACUCCCGCGUUUCCAAGACGACGCCAUGGCGCACAACCUGAAGCUUGUCGAUCAGGUACAAGCCUUGGCCGACAAAAAGGGCUGCACGCCUGCACAGCUGGCGCUUGCUUGGGUGCGAAGUAUCGGCAAAAGAGAUGGCAUGCCACACGUCAUCCCGAUUCCUGGGUCGACAACAGCGUCCCGAGUGAAGGAGAACAGCACGAUCGUGGAGCUCGAGGAAGACGAUCUCCAGGCGAUCGAGAAGCUGUUGGCAAACUUCGAGGUCAAGGGCGGCCGAUACCCCCCCGGCAUGCCUAUCGAGAUCUAAAGCGGGCGAUCUGUACAGACGAAUUGGUCAGCAUGCGAUGAUUGCAGAAGUGAUCAACUGGUACGAUGGAAAGGGUUCAUGGAGGAUCAGCUGGAAGUUGUCCACACACCGGCCAUAAAGGGCGAUUGGGCAUUGCAGAAUUCUUAAAAAGAAUGACAUCAUAUGAAGGCUAUGAGCUAGAAAAGUGACGACUUACCAUGUGCCUAGGCAUAGAGAGACAAGCUGCGUUUUCAGUGUCAACAUGUCUCGCGAGGUUCUGAUGUUGAAGUAAGAUGAACAAAAAUUG